Messenger RNA from Exaiptasia diaphana, 488 nucleotides. Its product is annotated as solute carrier family 12 member 8. Lineage: Eukaryota; Metazoa; Cnidaria; Anthozoa; Actiniaria; Aiptasiidae. Gene Ontology annotation, molecular function: potassium:chloride symporter activity. The record is from RefSeq and is a predicted model, not a curated record. Gene Ontology annotation, biological process: chloride transmembrane transport; potassium ion homeostasis; cell volume homeostasis. Gene Ontology annotation, cellular component: membrane.
CCGCCCAUGCGUAAACGAACAUCACUGACAAUCUGAGCAACAUUUCUGRUCAUUCUUCUUCUUCAUCAAAUAAUUCAGCACGAUCUUUUAAAUUCCACGGGAUUUUUCCCAUGGAAAAGAUAUUUCUGUCGCGCUUUAACGCACAGUGCAUGAUAUAGCGAGUUUAAGAGACUGUGAUGGCGAAUAGCGAGAAAGGAAAGGCUGUCGAUUGGGAGCGUUUUGGGUUGAACUCGGACGAGCGGAAGACAAACCAAGCGACUUCAAGUGCCAGCGAUGUAUCUAGAAAUACUUCAACUACAGUAGGAAACCCUAAUGUGAAAGAACUGUUUGAAGAAGAACAGACUGACAACAAGACCGAGCAGCCAUGGUGGAAGGCCAACUUCUUCAUCAGAGAACCCGUCUUGUUUGGAACCUGGGAUGGUGUUUUCACAUCUUGUGUGCUGAAUAUAUUUGGUGUUGUUAUCUUCCUUAGAACGGGAUGGAUGGUG